Molecule: messenger RNA, 696 nt
Organism: Brettanomyces bruxellensis
Lineage: Eukaryota; Fungi; Ascomycota; Pichiomycetes; Pichiales; Pichiaceae
Exons: 1
Coding region: 1-696 (231 amino acids)
Biological process (GO): protein import into mitochondrial matrix
Cellular component (GO): TIM23 mitochondrial import inner membrane translocase complex; mitochondrial inner membrane
Molecular function (GO): transmembrane protein transporter activity
Source: RefSeq, a predicted model, not a curated record
AUGUGGUUUUCUGGUAAAUCUGAUGAAUCCGGUAGUACACCACAAAACGGAGAGAUUUUAAGAAAAGAACAAGGUAUACCUAAGAAAGAAGAAAAUGUUCAAGAUAUUUUAAAUACGGUUGAUUUUGAGCCUGAAAAGCUUCACCCGUUAGCAGGCUUGAAUAAGGACAUUGAGUAUUUGGAUCUUGACGAUGAGAAGUUGAGUACAAUGGAAGGAAGUGGCAAUCCAAUUCUUGCAACAAGGGGCUGGGGUGAUGACCUCUGCUAUGGUGCGGGUACAGUGUAUGUUCUGGGAUUAGGUUUCGGUGGUUUGAGAGGUUUUGACGAAGGACUUAAAAGUCUUCCUCAACCUAAAGUCGACCCGCUCACUAACAAACUACGUCCAGUACCAUUUAAACUUAAACUAAACACAAUUUUAAAUCAGGUCACUAAGUUUGGUCCCCAUGCCGGAAAUACUGCUGGAGUUUUGGGAAUAAUGUACAACAUUAUUAAUUCAUCUUUUGAUCAUUACAGAGGUAAGCAUGAUGAUUGGAAUUCGCUUGCAAGCGGCUUUUUAUCAGGUGCGUUGUAUAAGAGUACAUCUGGAUUAAAAGCAAUGGGAAUAAGUUCCAUGCUUAUGACUGGAGUAGCUGCAUCUUGGUGUGGUUUAAAGCGGUUUGUCGCUCAUAAACAGGCCACUUCAAGGUUCGAGAACUAG